Molecule: messenger RNA, 993 nt
Organism: Microthlaspi erraticum
Lineage: Eukaryota; Viridiplantae; Streptophyta; Magnoliopsida; Brassicales; Brassicaceae
Source: the annotation of a GenBank genome assembly
AUGGCUCCUGAAAUUGCCGUAAACACGAUCUAUGUAUCCGAAAAGUCCCAUCAAGCACCUUCAAAGAGAGCUUAUGUGACGUUUUUGGCAGGCAAUGGAGACUACGUGAAGGGAGUGGUGGGAUUAGCAAAGGGUUUGCGUAAGGUGAAAAGUGCUUACCCUCUUGUUGUUGCUAUGUUGCCUGAUGUUCCUGAGGAACAUAGAGACAUCUUGAGGUCUCAAGGCUGUGUAGUGCGUGAGAUCGAGCCUGUUUAUCCUCCAGACAACCAAGUUGAGUUUGCCAUGGCGUAUUACGUUCUCAACUACUCAAAGCUUCGUAUUUGGAAUUUUGAAGAAUACAGCAAGAUGAUUUACUUGGACGCAGAUAUUCAAGUCUUUGACAAUAUCGACCACCUUUUCGAUUUGCCUGAUGGCAAAUUCCAUGCCGUGAUGGAUUGUUUCUGUGAGAAAACAUGGAACCACUCGCUUCAGUAUUCGAUUGGGUAUUGUCAACAGUGUCCCGAGAAGGUCACCUGGCCGGAAGAUAUGGAGUCUCCUCCUCCUCCUCUGUAUUUCAACGCCGGUAUGUUCGUCUUUGAGCCUAGCCCUUUGACUUACGAGAGCCUCCUUCACACCCUCAAGAUCACACCGCCUUCACCAUUUGCUGAACAAGAUUUUCUCAAUAUGUUCUUUGAGAAAGUGUACAAACCAAUUCCUCUGGAUUACAAUCUUGUUCUUGCUAUGCUUUGGCGUCACCCUGAGAACGUUGAUCUUGAUAAAGUCAAGGUUGUUCACUACUGUGCAGCUGGAUCAAAGCCAUGGAGGUACACAGGAGAAGAAGCUAACAUGGACAGAGAAGACAUCAAGAUGUUGGUUAGUAAAUGGUGGGAUGUUUAUAACGAUGAAUCUCUCGAUUUCAUCAAACCGAAAACCGAAACCGUUACGAAAUCGAGCAUCCUUGCUUCCGUACCCGAACCGGAACUUACCUUCUUCCCCGCACCUUCUGCUGCUUGA